GAUGCCCAUCAUCGGCUGCUUUUCGAGAGGAGACAACAACGCCCGAAUUAAGUUAGCAUUAACACAACUAUAGCUUUUUUAAAGUAAUAGUUAAACAUUUGUAAAGUACCUUAAAGUUAACUUGUAUUUUUUGUGUGGCACGUUUUUGUAAUCCGGGCAUUAUACCGAUUUUGAGGAUUUUUUUUUUAAAGAAUCUGAUAUUCUUUAAGAAGUAAGAAAUGUUCAGAAAGAAGGAUCCAGAAAAAGUUGUCCUGGUGUCCGGCGUGAAGAGCUCAUACACUUCCCUGGGAAGCGAGGCCAACCAGCAGGAAGCAUUACAGAUAGACAUAGCUGGUGGCAUCAAGCAUUGCCAUGACAACAGCCGAGCACAGGAGGACCGUGACCGAGAGAAGAAAGUGGCCAGGAGGAGAUUGUAUGUGGUGACUGUCAUCUGCCUGAUUUUCAUGAUCGGCGAAAUCCUUGGGGGGUAUUUUGCGGGCAGUCUUGCUGUGUUGACAGAUGCGGCCCACCUCCUUGCCGAUUUAAUCAGCUUCCUCAUCAGCCUGUUGUCCCUCUGGCUGUCCUCCAGACCCGCCACACACAAGCUCAGCUACGGCUGGCAUCGUGCAGAGAUCCUGGGGGCUCUGCUGUCAGUUUUCACCAUCUGGCUGGUAACGGGGGUGCUGGUUUACCUGGCUGUGGAGCGCCUCAUCAGCGAUGACUUCACUAUUGAUGGCACUAUCAUGCUCAUUACCUCCGGUUGUGCUGUGUUGGCUAAUAUUGUCAUGGCCCUGGUGCUCCACCAGUCUGGACACGGCCAUAGCCACGGGGGUCUCAGCUCACACGGCCACGGCCACAGCCACAACACAGGAAAGGGAGACAAUCAGGUCUCAAACCACUCGCACAACAAUGAUAACCAUGCCGACCUGGAGCAGAGCACAAGCGGUAAUGGACGGAGGGCUCAGCAGGACAACGCCAGCGUGCGAGCGGCCUUUGUCCACGUGUUAGGAGAUCUGCUCCAGAGCAUCAGCGUGCUCGUCAGCGCCAUCAUUAUCUUCUUUAAGCCCGAAUAUAAGAUAGCUGACCCCAUCUGCACCUUCCUGUUCUCCAUAUUUGUCUUGUGCACCACAUUCACCAUCUUGAGGGAUAUUCUUCUCGUCCUGAUGGAAGGCACUCCCGGAGGUGUGAAGUACGGUGAGGUGCGUGAAGAUCUGCUCGCAGUGAAGGGAGUGACUGCGGUCCACAACCUACACAUCUGGGCCCUCACCAUGAACCAGGCCUUACUGAGUGCUCACGUGGCCAUAGAUGAGACCGUGGAUGCUCAGACUGUCCUGAGAGAAAUGACACAGGCAUGUUACUCCAACUACAACUUCCACUCUGUUACAAUUCAAAUGGAGAGGCAGGCUGACCUGAAGCCAGACUGUAAUCUGUGUGUGGAGCCCAAGAAGUAGCUACCUGCCAUCAUUAUUGUAUCUGACCCCAGCAGAAUAAAGCAAAUGCUGUUAUGGUAAAAAAACCUUCAGUUCUGCACUUCUCCUUGGACCCUGAGGUAUUUUACUGUGACAAUAUUGCCAAAGUCAUAUGACUGUGUCUUUAGUGCCUUUGUGAUUACAUUCCCAAAUAACUGUUUUUAUAGCAUGUGCCUGAAGGAAAAGCAACCCUGCUCAUGAUUUAAAUUAUUUUAGAAGGGACAUUCCCUUUUCACAUGGUGCCCCAUGUAUGACGUUUUAACUUGUCUUUAUAUCCCUGUGUUGUCUUUGCUUUUAGGUGUAUUCAUGUCGAUAUAAAUCUGUUUAUCCUUUAAGAAUCAAUAACUGCUUUUAUGAUUGAGAAACUAUUCAUUUACACUUCUACUUACUGUCUUGAACGCACAUUUUAAAUAGUUUGUUUACCUUGUGAAGCAGUCAGACCGAGGCAAAAAUACCCUUUAUUUGAGCAUUAACCUAUUUUAUCAAUAUAAAACAUUGCACACAGUCGGGUAUGUAAAUAUAGAUCAAUACAUAUUUCUAGGCAUUGACUUUCACACCAGCAAUCUCAGAAGUACUGUAUGUGGAGAGAAUCAAGUGUAUUUAAAAAAAAAAAAGGUGUUUCCACUGCCUUUGAUCAGUUGUAAGGUGAAAUGAAUUAUUAAAUACAUUUCUUUUU
Trematomus bernacchii (emerald rockcod) is the source of this 2124-nucleotide messenger RNA. RefSeq names its product zinc transporter 8-like. Gene Ontology annotation, molecular function: zinc ion transmembrane transporter activity. The transcript is spliced from 9 exons. Gene Ontology annotation, cellular component: plasma membrane. The coding region runs from base 219 to 1430 and encodes 403 amino acids. Lineage: Eukaryota; Metazoa; Chordata; Actinopteri; Perciformes; Nototheniidae. The record is from RefSeq and is a predicted model, not a curated record. Gene Ontology annotation, biological process: zinc ion transmembrane transport; insulin secretion; response to glucose.